Arabidopsis arenosa is the source of this 697-nucleotide messenger RNA. The record is from the annotation of a GenBank genome assembly. NCBI's taxonomy places the organism in Eukaryota, Viridiplantae, Streptophyta, Magnoliopsida, Brassicales, Brassicaceae.
AACUGAGUGCUUUCGAUUUCUUAAUAAAAAUUCGAUUUUGUUCUGACGAUUAAGAAAGCGAAAGUGAUGGCCGCCGUAAAUGGGUAUCAGGGAAAUACUCCGGCAGAUCCUCCGGCGUCUAAUGGAUCUAAACAACCUGCCGCUCCGACCAAGACUGUUGACAGCCAAUCUGUUCUCAAAAGGCUGCAAUCUGAAUUGAUGGGCUUGAUGAUGGGCGGUGGUCCAGGAAUAUCGGCUUUCCCUGAGGAAGACAACAUAUUCUGCUGGAAAGGGACAAUAACAGGAAGCAAAGAUACUGUGUUUGAAGGAACUGAGUACAGACUCUCACUCUCUUUUUCCAAUGAUUAUCCUUUCAAACCUCCAAAGGUUAAGUUUGAGACAUGUUGCUUCCACCCCAAUGUUGAUGUCUAUGGCAAUAUCUGCUUAGACAUUCUUCAGGAUAAGUGGUCAUCUGCUUACGAUGUCAGGACAAUACUACUAUCGAUUCAGAGCCUCCUGGGAGAACCGAACAUCAGUUCACCAUUGAACACUCAAGCAGCUCAGCUUUGGAGUAACCAAGAAGAGUACAGGAAGAUGGUUGAGAAGCUCUACAAGCCUCCCAGUGCAUGAUUCUGAAAGCUGUUCUGAUUCAUAAAUCUCCAAUGCCUCUGAUGAUUUCACAUACAACGAUUUUUCAGAAGAAAACACUGUCAUUCAU